UGGUUAAUUUUCGCGCACUUUGGUGUUUCUACAUUUCCAACAGUCCUUGAAUGCAGCUUAUCUCUUGACUGGGUAUCAGCAUGGAAAGAAAAGUACUCGCAUUGCAAGCAAGGAAGAAGAGGACAAAGCCCAGGAAACCUGGAAAGAAACCAGAGCCUCAUGGUCGAGGAGGCGGCUCUCAGUCAGGCCAGGCAGACUCUCCCCUCCCAGAGCAGGACGAGGAGAUCCUGGGCUCUGAUGACGAUGAGCAGGAGGAUCCCAACGACUACUGCAGGGGUGGAUAUCACCAUGUGAAGAUUGGAGAUCUGUUCAACGGGAGGUACCAUGUGAUCCGUAAGCUGGGCUGGGGGCACUUCUCCACUGUGUGGCUGGCCUGGGACAUCCAGGAGAAGCGCUUUGUGGCCAUGAAGGUUGUAAAAAGUGCUGAACAUUACACGGAGACCGCUCUGGAUGAGAUCAAGCUGCUCAAAUCCGUGAGAAACACGGAUCCCAGUGACCCCAGCAGAGAGAAAGUGGUGCAGCUUCUUGAUGACUUCAAAAUUUCUGGCAUGAAUGGAACUCAUGUGUGCAUGGUAUUUGAGGUGCUGGGAUAUCACCUACUGAAGUGGAUCAUUAAGUCGAAUUAUCAAGGCCUGCCCUUGCCCAGUGUUAAAAGCAUCAUUCGACAGGUUCUGCAGGGUUUAGACUACCUCCACACUAAGUGCAAGAUCAUCCACACAGACAUCAAACCAGAGAACAUUCUGCUGACUGUCAACGAGCCCUACAUCAAGAAAAUGGCUGCCGAAGCUACACAGUGGCAGAAGACUGGCGCCGCACCUCCCUCGGGUUCUGCAGUGAGUACAGCCCCAGCACCCAAACCAAUGGCCAAAAUGUCAAAGAACAAAAAGAAGAAGAUGAAGAAGAAGCAGAGAAAGCAGGCGGAGCUUCUAGAGAAGAGGAUCCAGGAGAUGGAGGGAGGAGCAACACCUGAAGGAGGAGGAGAAGAGGAGGAGGAUGAGGAGACGACAGAGACCACCGAAGAGACGACUUCCUCAGCCACCCUGUCUAUGUCAGCCACACUGCAAGACAUUGCUAACCAUGCUAUUGCAGACUCUACCCCCGACGAGCAGCCCCAGCAGAAGCCAGAGGUGAAUGAACGGGAGGAGGAGAGCGGGAUGGAGGUGAACUGCAACGGCCACGCCUCCACACUGGAGAGUGAGACCAGCCCAGAGGUACAAGGGACCAAGCAGUCGACAGAGGAGCAGGAGGACCAACGGAACGCAAACCGGCCUGAAAGCAACACAGAGACCUGGGACACGUUGAGCAACAAAGAAGAGCAUCAGACCUGCAAAGGUUCACCCGGGGACACCAACCUGCAGCAGCUCCCUGCCCCUCUCAGCCCAGACUCUGUCACAGUAGAGCUAAAGGAGGAUAAGAAGGGGGAGGAGAUGGAGACCAAAGGAGGGGAUGAAGAUGAAGACAGCCAGAAUGGAGCAUCAGGCAGUAUGUUAGUAAAUCCCCUGGACCCUGUAAAUGCUGACAAGCUGCAGGUUAAGAUCGCUGACUUGGGCAACGCCUGCUGGGUGCACAAACACUUCACAGACGACAUCCAGACGCGGCAGUAUCGUUCUCCCGAGGUGCUGACUGGAGCCGGCUACAGUACACCAGCUGACAUAUGGAGUACAGCCUGCAUGGCUUUUGAGCUUGCCACUGGAGAUUAUCUGUUUGAACCCCACUCUGGAGAAGACUACUCAAGAGACGAAGAUCACUUAGCGCUGAUCAUGGAGCUCCUAGGCAAAGUUCCUCGGAAGCUGAUCUUGGCAGGCAAAUACUCCAAGGAGUUUUUCACAAAGAAAGGCGACCUGCGUCACAUCACCAAGCUGAAGCCGUGGGGUUUAUUUGACGUGUUGGUAGAAAAGUAUGAGUGGUCCAAAGAUGAGGCACACACCUUCAGCACCUUCCUGCUGCCCAUGCUGGACCUGGUGCCUGAAAGGAGAGCCACCGCAGCCCAGUGCCUCUCCCAUCCUUGGCUCACAUCCUAGAGGCCCACCCGCACACACCUCCACCCUCAUAUUGUGAAAGGAUAAAUUAAGAUCGAAGAUUCCUGGGCUUGAAAACAUACUGUCAAACACAUUCAUGUCUGCAAGACCCUGUGACUGCAUUGUGCCUGCAUCCUCCUGUCAUGGCUCUCAGAGGCUAGCUACACACACUUUCAUGAAUUCAAUAAAGAGAGGGAAUGCGGCUGAGUCUUUGCCCUGUUUUGGAUUACACUGGUGAUGGAAGGAACUCGAGGUCUUCUCCCUAUAUUUAUGGCUGUUUUUUUUUUUUUAUUGGCUGCAUAGGACUUAUCGACCUCGCUCUUUUUUUCUGACUCCGGCUCUUUCUCUGCAGCACAUUAUUUUCUGUAUAUUUAGCUAUAGAUAAUAGACUGGGAUUUAAAAGGAAGUUGCACUUUGUCUACAAAUGCAGAACAAGGCAGGAUGUUAACAGAAAAAUAAAGAUCGCCCACGUACUGUUAUCAUUUAGGUCACUAAUAAGCCAAAUCUGUCUGUUUGCCGGUCAUUACGUUAGCUGUGCCAGCUUUUAUUUUGACUGUCAAAUGUGUGCAAAGUGCUCAGAAAUAACAACUGCAUAAUGCUAACAGGCAUGAUGAGAGUCUAGUAAUGUUCUUAGUGCUGUUGGCUUUAUCCUACACAAAACUUUUGUACAUUUGUAUACAGGCAGAACUACAUGAUUAGAAAGCAUAACUUUCAUACAUUUCAAAAUUGUGCACCAGUUCUGGAGUGGGACUCAUCAGAAACUAUUUUUCAGGAAACUGUUUAAUCUCAGAUUUUUCAAGUGUUAUCAUUUAAUUUCAGCAUUAUCUUAUGUAAAAAGGAGGAAAAAAAGCACUUGACACAGUAUAAUGUGAAAAACUUUCAGAUUCCUUCAACUUUAUGCUGUCUCAUACUUGUAUCACUUCAUGCCUGUUAAGAAAAAGGCUUCAUAUUCCAUUUCCCACAUUAACAGUAAAAUCUAGUUGUGUGGAUCCACGUCCGGAGUACAGUACCAAAGAGUUGGCCUGUAGCCUCUCCCUCUCUGCGGCUAAUGCUGUGCAGUUUCUAGAGGAGACUGUCAGCAGUUUAGAUUGAAGGCAGAAGCCUUUUUUAAAUUUUUUUUUUUUUUUUAUUACACUUUAUGGAAAUGCCUCCAAGAAUGUUCAGGUGAUAUCUGGUUGUAGGAUUAUUAAAGCUUUGUGUUUCCACUGCACAUGGAGGUGUUGGAUUUGAAAAUAAUAGAUUGUACUAAAAAGAAAUGCUGUAAUAAUGCUUUGAAUCCCCUCAAAACCAUUUGUUUUUCUACCAAGUCUCAUCUCCUCUGUCCAUGUCUCCCCUCUUAAUUUGAUUGUUAAUUUUUUUUUUCUGAAGGUAAUAAGAAUAAACAUUUUUCAAAA
Molecule: messenger RNA, 3412 nt
Organism: Micropterus salmoides (largemouth bass)
Lineage: Eukaryota; Metazoa; Chordata; Actinopteri; Centrarchiformes; Centrarchidae
Gene: srpk1b
Product: SRSF protein kinase 1b
Exons: 16
Coding region: 81-2021 (646 amino acids)
Biological process (GO): protein phosphorylation; regulation of mRNA processing; spliceosomal complex assembly
Molecular function (GO): ATP binding; protein kinase activity
Source: RefSeq, a predicted model, not a curated record